This is a messenger RNA of Indicator indicator, 1929 nucleotides long. It is a transcript of the gene RPA1, whose product is annotated as replication protein A1. Gene Ontology annotation, molecular function: damaged DNA binding; single-stranded telomeric DNA binding. NCBI's taxonomy places the organism in Eukaryota, Metazoa, Chordata, Aves, Piciformes, Indicatoridae. The transcript has 18 exons. Gene Ontology annotation, biological process: double-strand break repair via homologous recombination; meiotic cell cycle; telomere maintenance via telomerase. The record is from RefSeq and is a predicted model, not a curated record. Gene Ontology annotation, cellular component: DNA replication factor A complex; nucleus.
AUGAGCGUGCGGCUGAGCGAAGGGGCCAUCGCGGCCAUAAUGCAGGGGGAGAACGUUAGCAAGCCCGUGCUGCAAGUUAUCAAUACACGGGCUAUUGCUACAGGAAAUGGGCCACCACGUUACCGAGUGUUGAUGAGUGAUGGGGUUAACACGUUGUCGUCAUUCAUGUUGGCAACUCAACUGAACUCUCUGGUGGAAGAGGAGCGCUUGUCAGCUCAGUGUAUUUGCCAGGUUAACAGAUUCAUUGUCAACAGCCUGAAAGAUGGCAGGAGAGUGGUCAUCCUGAUGGAUUUAGAGGUUCUGAAAACUGCUGCUCAGGUUGGUGGAAAUAUUGGCAAUCCAGUGCCAUAUAACGAAGGUGAGUGACAAGGGCAGCAGCGUUCUUCAGCUCCAGCAGCAAAUCCAGCACCCAGCAAACCACAGCAACAAAAUGGCAGUGCUGGGACAGGUCCUGCUGCUCCGAAGUACCACGGACCCUCAAACCAGUUUGGUAAACCCAGUGCUCCCAGCUCAGUGAAGACACCAGGGGGAUCUCAGGCCAAAGUAGUGCCCAUUGCCAGCUUGAACCCGUACCAAUCUAAGUGGACCAUUUGUGCUCGCGUUACCCAAAAAGGCCAAAUCCGCACAUGGAGCAACUCCCGGGGUGAAGGGAAACUCUUCUCCAUAGAGCUGGUUGAUGAAAGUGGUGAGAUUAGAGCUACUGCAUUCAAUGAUCAAGCAGACAAGUUCUUUCCACUCAUAGAACUGAACAAGGUGUAUUAUUUUACCAAAGGCUUUUUGAAGACUGCUAACAAGCAAUAUACAGCUGUUAAGAAUGACUAUGAGAUUACAUUCACUAAUGACACUUCAGUUGUGCCCUGUGAUGAUGCCCAGCAUCUUCCAUCUGUUCAAUUUGAAUUCGUAUCCAUCUCUGCCUUGGAGGAAACACCCAAAGACUCAAUUGUUGAUGUAAUUGGAAUUUGUAAGAGCUAUGAAGAUGUCACUAAAAUCACAGUGAAAGCUAACAAUAGAGAGGUAUCGAAGAGGAACAUUCAUCUGAUGGAUGCAUCAGGGAAACUGGUGACAGCUACGCUAUGGGGAAAUGAGGCUGAGCGGUUUGAUGGUUCCAGACAACCUGUGGUAGCCAUCAAAGGAGCCAGAGUAUCUGAUUUUGGUGGUAGAAGCCUGUCUGUCCUGUCCUCCAGUACAGUUAUCAUCAACCCUGAUAGUCCAGAGGCUUUUAAGCUCCGAGGAUGGUUUGACUCUGAGGGACAGCUUCUGGAGUGUGCCUCCAUCUCUGAUGCGAGGGGUGGGCUAUCAGCUGGAGCAAAUACCAACUGGAAAACUUUGUAUGAUGCCAAAGCUGAGAACUUGGGAUAUGGAGAUAAGGCAGAUUAUUUUAGCUGUGUGGGCACCAUCGUACAUCUGCGCAAAGAGAACUGCAUGUACCAGGCCUGUCCCUCUCAGGAUUGCAACAAGAAAGUGAUAGACCAACAGAAUGGCCUCUACCGCUGCGAGAAGUGCGACCGCGAGUUCCCCAACUUCAAGUACCGCCUGAUGCUCCUGGUGACUAUUGCAGACUGUCUAGACUAUCAGUGGGUGACUUGUUUCCAAGACUCAGCAGAAUUCAUUCUUGGGCAGAAUGCAGCUUUCCUGGGAGAACUGAAGGAAAAGAACGAGCAAGCGUUUGAAGAAGUGUUCCAAAAUGCAAACUUUAACACCUAUGAGUUCAGGAUCAGAGUAAAACUGGAGACUUACAAUGAUGAAUCUCGUAUUAAGGCUACAGCAAUGGACAUCAAACCUGUGAACUACAGAGAAUACUGCAAGAGGCUGAUUGCAAGCAUCAGGAGAAAUGCUUUGCCGAAGUGAGGAGGCUGCAGCUGACUGAGUGGAGGUAGAACUUCUAGGGAAAACUCCAUAGGUGACGUUACAGUGACUUUGACCCCACCU